UUUAAGCGUCACUUAACUGAAAUUAUUCAACAAACCUUCCUGGUGUUAAACAUUAACACAGUCCUUUAUAUGUGGCACGGGUUCAUUAUCAUGCCAAUAAAUGAUUAAUUAAAAUUUUCUGUCUGGACCAGUAAUUUCCCUGGACUUUUAUGAUUCAUAAUUCAUACUGUGUUGUAAUGUUACCUCUCGAAACUGACAUACUAGCAUUUAUUGUUUUUUAUUGCUUCUCUGAGCUGGCUUUUGAAAGAGACACCAAGUGACACAUGUUUAGGAAGGGUUUAAAAGUUUGAGGAGGUCGAAGGAGGCAUUACUUAUCUCAACAGGCGGGACCCAGCCGGCUGCCUCCGCAGACGCGGCAAUUGAGCAGCAAGCCGAGCGAUGAGCAGCUCCAUGGAAUGUUCGGCCAAUGCUACGGUGUGCGAAGGAGCGUCCUGCGUGCUACCCGAGAGCAACUUCAACAAUGUCCUGAGCGUGGUCCUGAGCACGGUGCUGACCAUCCUGUUGGCCCUGGUUAUGUUCUCCAUGGGGUGCAACGUGGAAAUCCAGAAGUUCCUGGGGCACGUAAAGAGGCCGUGGGGCAUCUUUAUUGGCUUCCUCUGUCAGUUUGGCAUCAUGCCCCUCACUGGAUUCAUCCUGUCGGUGGCCUUUGAUGUCCUCCCGAUCCAGGCGGUGGUAGUGCUCAUUAUGGGCUGCUGCCCCGGAGGAUCUGCCUCCAACAUCUUGGCCUAUUGGGUCGAUGGCGACAUGGACCUAAGCGUCAGCAUGACCACAUGUUCCACACUGCUUGCCCUUGGAAUGAUGCCACUGUGCCUCCUUAUCUAUACCAAAACAUGGGCCGACUCUGGGACCAUCAUAAUCCCCUAUGAUACCAUAGGUACUUCUUUGGUUGCUCUGGUUGUUCCUGUUUCCGUUGGAAUGUUCGUUAAUCACAAAUGGCCUCGAACAGCAAAGAAGAUACUCAAAAUUGGAUCCAUUGCUGGUGCAAUUCUCAUCGUGCUCAUAGCUGUGGUUGGAGGAAUAUUGUACCAAAGUGCCUGGAUCAUUGCUCCCAAGUUGUGGAUUAUAGGAACUAUAUAUCCAGUGGCUGGUUACACCCUAGGUUUUCUUCUGGCUAGAAUAGCUGGUCAGCCCUGGCACAGGUGCCGGACAGUUGCUUUGGAAACAGGGAUGCAGAACAGUCAGCUGUGCUCAACCAUCGUCCAGCUGUCCUUCACCCAGGAGGAGCUGAACCAGAUAUUCACCUUCCCUCUCAUCUACAGCAUCUUCCAGCUUGCCUUCGCCGCAAUAUUCUUAGGAAUUUAUGUGAUAUACAAGAAAUAUUAUAGAAAAAAUGAUGAAGAACUUCCAAAGAACAAAGAAAAGGGAGCAGAACCAGAGUUAAAUGGAGGAUUUCAACCAGAUGAAAAGUAGAUACCGAGUUGACGAAAAAGAGGAAUUUGAAAGAAUAUUUUCCAACAAUAACUGUAUUUCAUUAUUUGUUUUGAUGGGACAGCUGGCAGAAAAACUUUUAAAGUGAAAAUUUAAAUUUUGUUUGAAACUGUAUUUUGCAUAUGGCACCAAGUGAAUAGUGGUCCAGUUUAUUAAUGUGACAAAUGUGUCAUAUAUAUUUUUAUAUGUGUAUAUAUGUAUAUGUGUGAAAUAUUCCAAAAUAAAUCCAUGGAAUCAACAUGACAAAGGUAACAGUGAGAACCUGAUAACCUCUUUUUUUAAAUUAUUUUAUUUAACUUUAUUCAUUUAUUUAUUUCAAUUUGACCA
Tupaia belangeri chinensis (Chinese tree shrew) is the source of this 1755-nucleotide messenger RNA. RefSeq names its product solute carrier family 10 member 2 (gene SLC10A2). The record is from RefSeq and is a predicted model, not a curated record. Gene Ontology annotation, cellular component: apical plasma membrane. Gene Ontology annotation, biological process: bile acid and bile salt transport. Bases 379 to 1410 code for a protein of 343 amino acids. Gene Ontology annotation, molecular function: bile acid:sodium symporter activity. The transcript has 6 exons. Lineage: Eukaryota; Metazoa; Chordata; Mammalia; Scandentia; Tupaiidae.